AUGACGGCUGCAAACGGCGCCUCCAGGGUGUCGUCGUUCGUGUCGUUGAUCAAAACCAUUGUCGGUGCGGGGCUUUUAUCCAUGCCGCUCGCCUUUUCCACCGACGGGCUCAUAGGCGGCUUUUUCAUCGUGCUUCUUGCUGCGCUUACCGCUGGAUACGGGCUUUUCCUCCAGGUGUACGUGUCCAGGUAUGUGGCGACAGGCCACGCGUCGUUUUUCAACGUGUGCUCCAUCUCGUACCCGGCGCUUUCGGUCGUUUUCGACUUGGCCAUUGCCAUCCAGUGUUUCGGGUGUGCUGUGUCUUACUUGGUUCUCAUUGGCGACUUGAUGCCGACCAUAGUCCGCGGCGGCCCGGGCCGGGUGUUUUGGAUCCUCGCGUCGGCGGUGCUCUGUGUUCCGCUCUCGUUUCUCAGGAACCUCGACUCGUUGAAGUACACGUCCAUUAUGGGCCUUGGCGCCAUCGCCUACCUCUGCGUGUUGGUCGUUCUGGAGCAGAUUCUCGGAGACCUCCCUCCGGAGGCCCGGGGCGAGAUCUUGCUUCUUCCGGGGGGCUGGAAAAGCGUGUGUUCCACGUUCUCUAUCAUAGUGUUUGCCUUCACGGGCCACCAGAACAUGUUCUCGAUCAUCAACGAGGCGGGGAACAAGUCGCUCGUGUCGUUGGCAACUUUGGUCAACAUGGCCGUGUGGAACGCAGCAACGCUUUUCGUGGUGGUGGGCAUUUGUGGGUACCUUACCUUUGGCAAUCUCGUGGGGGGCAAUGUCGUGUUGCUGUAUCCCGACUCCUUGGGCACGCACGUGGGCCGGUUUGCCAUUGUGUUCAUGGUGGUGUUUCUGUUCCCGUUGAUGAUCCACCCGGCGAGACUCUCCGUCAACAACAUCUACUACUGGGUGCGGGAAAACGGGCCCGGCACGCUGCACUCUGCUCUUUCUUCGGGCGGCCAUGCUGCCUCCGGCCAAAACUCGCCGUUGCUUGGCUCGGCGGAAGAACCGCGGGGCCCCGCCGCCCGGAACCACGUGGUGCCGUUCUCGCACACGACGUUCUGUGUGAUCACCGCGUUGCUUUUGGCGGCAGGCUACUACUUGGCAGUGUCGCUCAGCUCGUUUGCCCUUGUGUUGGCUGUAGUGGGAGCAACGGGGUCCACGGCCAUUUCGUUCAUUUUGCCCGGCUUGUUCGGGUACAAAUUGAUCGGCCUGGAGAACGAGCGCCCAUCCCGAGCCGAGCGCAUGCUUCGGGGCUUGUCUUUGAUGCUCACGGUCUGGGGCCUUGCGGUCAUGGUUGUUUGUCUCUAUUCAAGCUUGGCCUUGUGA
Molecule: messenger RNA, 1308 nt
Organism: Metschnikowia bicuspidata var. bicuspidata NRRL YB-4993
Lineage: Eukaryota; Fungi; Ascomycota; Pichiomycetes; Serinales; Metschnikowiaceae
Exons: 1
Coding region: 1-1308 (435 amino acids)
Biological process (GO): amino acid transmembrane transport
Cellular component (GO): fungal-type vacuole membrane
Molecular function (GO): L-lysine transmembrane transporter activity; L-glutamate transmembrane transporter activity; L-tyrosine transmembrane transporter activity
Source: RefSeq, a predicted model, not a curated record